This is a messenger RNA of Cinara cedri, 23563 nucleotides long. The record is from the annotation of a GenBank genome assembly. NCBI's taxonomy places the organism in Eukaryota, Metazoa, Arthropoda, Insecta, Hemiptera, Aphididae.
CGAGCGUGCAACGCGCGUUGCUGCAGCCGAUUAGGCGCCGCCGCCCGUCCGCACCGCCGCGCCGCCACGACAACAACAACAACAACAACAACAAAUAUAAGUUCAGCCGGUCGCCGGUCGCUCCGACACUCUGCUGCCGACGCUCCUGCCGCGAACAACGUGUUACAACGGUGAGUUUAAUAUUUUUUUUUUUCAAUAUAUUUUUUUUUUUUUUUCUCUAAAAGUUUGAAUAACGCGACAUAAUAUCGCGCGCGAUCUCAUAUUUUUCACGCGCGCUGACCGCGGUAUUGCUGCGCGGGGCUGACGGGACAGGGUUUAUUAUUAUUAUUAAUAUUAUAUUUUUUUUCGUCGCGUUUUAAAUACACCAAACGACGAUAAUGUAUCGUCACCCCCGAUACAUUACGCGUUUUUCGGUUUUUAAACGGUUCGCAAUUUAUUUAUAAUACAUUUAUUUUGUUUUUCGCACUUUUUACCAUUUUUGUUUUUUUUUUUUGUUUUUGGUUUUUUCGUCGUCGAGGGGAUUAUUAUUCUGCGCGAUGACACGCGCAGCCGUCCCCCGUUUUACGAACGACUGCACAUAGACGAAUGUGCGUUCGUUGCGCCGUUGGUUUUCAACGUCGUUACACACUCGAAAGACGAGUGCGCGCUUCGGUUUUUUUUCUCCGUUCUCAUUUUCAAACGAGAACAUAAAUGUCGGUAUUCCGCACGGGUAUACGCGUAUCGCGCUUAACGCGAUUCGGAUACCGCGAACAAAAAAAAAAAAAAAAAAACCGACGCGGUUGCGCCGGAUGCCGUGCUUGCGGUUCAAGUUUACUGGACGAUACGACACGCGAAGUGUGAUAAUUCACUGCAACGUUAAAUCUGUUACAGCGCAAGCGGUUAGAGCCGAAUGCGCCGAACGCUAAUUCGCCGCGCCGUGCGUCUGUAAGACCGUACAUCACGUCAUCCUCGCGCGGGUGAGGCAUUCAUCUGCCCGUCGGGUUGGUUCGCCACCGUGUGCGAGAUUCAAUCCGAAUAGCGCGGCGCGAGUUGACGCAGACGAGCGUCUAGGUUUUCCAGCCGACCGAUUGUCCAGCAACGGUUAUACUUGUCCCACCCGACUACUACCGAAUUCCCGGCCGUACAUCAAAUCGCAACGCGUUUUACUCGCGUAAAGUCGUCCGUUCGCAGCGCGUGUUGAUUUUACCCGUCUUUACGCCGUCGUAGUAACCGUCCCCGCUUUCUCAUUUCUCUUUCCCGCGGUCCGGCAACGUUCGCGUUCGGCUUUCGCGGGCCCGGCGUCGUCUGCAAUUCACGGAAACCGUUUCGGAAAACACCCGCCGACGGCCGUGCGCCCAACAGUGUCGCACGACGCGCCGGGUAACGGUCGACGGGCGCCUGCAGGUCGCGUACCCCCCGGCGUUUCAGCGCGGCCGGUCGCCGCGUUAUUGCGUAUCGUGUGCCGCGGUACAAUUGCCGUUCGGCGACACGCGGGCCCCCGUGUCGUUUGUUUUUUUUUUCAUCGACUCGCGUUUAACGUUUUACGCUCGUCCGCGCAUUCAUUCGACCGCCCGCGCCGUCGACGACGACCGUUCCGUCGUCGCGGGUCAGUUUUUUCUCGCCGUGGCCGAGGCGAAAGCGUCCAAGACGAGACCGAUUCGUUGAGCUCCCGAUAUGAGUUUUCCGCGCGGUGCAGCGCCGCACCCCCUCCCCCCCACAGCGUUUAUCACUGUUCGGGCGGCGACUUUUAAAACCCCGAAAACACUCGGUCGGUGUUUUCCCGGCGUUCCUAAACGCCGGCGCACGACGGACGGACACCCGGCCGGCCGCCCGUAACGAUAUUUUCAAAGUGAUCCCGCCCGCCCGCCGCUGAACAAAAACGAAACGUGGUAAUAUGCGAUAAUGUCAAUGACCGCGGCGACCCGCGUUCGACGCUCAUACCGUUUACGGCCGUCGGGUUUCGCAACACGACAUUUACUACUAUACGUUUUCGACCGGUAAAUAUCGUCGCGUAUUUUUACCGAGCCGCGCAUCUGCCGAAAACCCCUGUGACGACAAUCAAUUUUUUUCAAAAACUUUGCACGGAGAUCCGUUACGACUGUAACGGGGGCUGUGUGCACGGGUCUCAGCGUUAGGCUGUUUUGCGGUUUCGUCCAGUUUCAGAGGCGCGCGUUGGUUGUUAUUGUUCACUAUAUGACGUGGUGGUGGGUUUUUUUUUUUUUUUUUUCGGUUCGUGUUACUUUCCGCCACAUAUGUCGGUUGUCCCAAUCGGACAUUUUUAUGGGCACUUUUUCGUAGCUUUUUUCCAAUCGGUCUGCAGUCGGUGCGUGUCGUGAGCAGGUCCCAAACUGGUCGCGUUCGUUUUGAGUGGCGUACCCAACGCCAGCGUCAGACCUAGACAGGGACAGUAACCCGUAAUGCCGAAAUUGCGACACCGUAUUGAAUUUUUUUUUUUUUUUCACGUCAGUCGAGCGAUCUGGACGAACCUGUGCGAACGCGUCGGUUUUGACGACAUUCGAAUAGAAAAACCAAACGUUACUUGUAUUGUUAUCAUUAUUAUUAUUGUAUUGUAAUAUAAUUUUUUAUCGGCGCAUUUUUCUAUUUGUCGGUGUGGCGGUACGAGACGGGUCUCGUUUGGAAUACAGUCCGUAUUUUUUCCCACACGCACGCGCACUGUACUUUGUAAUCUCUAUACGUCGUGUUUCACACGAUUUUAGUUCGUUCCGUCGAAGGUCGUUACAAUAUUACGCUGUACUGCGAUACAGACGAUGCGUGUGUGUGCCUUUUUUCUCGGACAUUGGCGAACGAUAGUUUUCGCGAGUUAUUCCGUUGUCUCAGCGGACGACGCGGCGGCACGGCGAGAACGUAGAUAAAAAAAAAACAAAAAAAACAACGAGAAUCUCGAAACUGUAACAUAGGCGAUUGGUUCAGGUGUCCGCGCUGUGAGAUUGCGCGCGGAGGAUUACUCGUAUCGCCGCGGUCCAUAAAAACCUGUUUGUUUGCCGACGAAAAAAUAAUAAUAUUGUUGGGUAGCCGCGCUGGAUACGAAACGCGCGAAUCUAAUGGUUUCACGGUUACCUACAGCGAUGACUAUGCUGCGCGAGCUGUACGAGAUUUAUUUUGAUAAUACAUCACGGUGUACAAUAAUAACAACAACAACGACCUCGGGGGAUAAAACACAUAUUAUUAAUUCGAACGCAAAUUGCAAAUAAAUAAAAAAAAAAAAAAAAAAAACCCGGUGAAAUUAAACUCGACUAUAAAAGGUUUAGGCGUGCGUUUUUCGAAUUUCAAUUGAAUCAAUUAUCAAUAAUUCCCGGUGUAUUCGAAUUUUACUGUCGUCGGGGCGUAGGCGUGUCUGUUAGUAUUUACAAUAUCCGGACGUUUAUUUGUCUGGUCGCGAAAAAAAAAAAAAAAACGUGUUCACACAUCUUACGACCUAUUAUUAUUACUAUUACUAUGGUAUGAUUUUUUUUUUUUUUUUUAGAUUAACAAUUAUAUUGCCACCGAGCAUUACGUUUGUAUUAGUCAUAAUUAUUCGUCGCGGACUUUGCGUCGUCGUUGUAAAAAUACCGUACAGGCAAUCGUACUCAUAGAGUGUAUUAGCAAUUUAUGAACCGAUUCGAAUGUUAUAGAACCGCUACUCAUCGUUUUCGUGUAAUUAUAAUAUUAUUCCACUCAAAAAUUAAUAUUGCCAUUAUUCACUUUUCAAGUAACCGUUUUUUUAAUGUACGCAGCGCAAUUAAACAACACGGGCAAUUAUUACGUCUCGUCCCUCUCGCGCAAUAAUAUACCUUAACGAUUGAUUUGCACGGUCUUUUUCAGCGUCGGGCGAGCUCGGAUUUUUUAUUAUUAUUAUUAUUAUUAUUUUUUUUUUUUUUGUAAUCGAUUCCGAUCAAACUUAAAAGUCGAGCGUUUACUCGUUUAAAGUGGAGCGGACCGAACAGAAUUUGUCGGAUCAGUCUCGACCAAUUCUACAUUAAACACAGAUCAUAAAUUUUAGUAUUGCACUAAAAAUCUGUUUUUGUAAAUUUAAACCGUCAAUCAUUAUGGAUCUUAUCGAAAGUGUUUGGCUUAGAAGUACCUAAUCGGUAAGUGUCUGGUCGUUACGUUUAUUUGUUUAGACAAAUAAACAGUCGAGAUUUCGAACAACUUUAGUUUUGUUUAUUAGAUCUUGAGCGAAACGAGUAACGUAACAGUUUUACAAUGUCGUGAUUUUAUGAACAAUUUUUUACAUAAAAUCUUCCUCCGGCCUGAAACAAUCGUAUAGAAACUUUCUUGUAUCAUUUUUUAAUCCAGUCGGUGCAUCCGGGUGGCCAUUCAUUGAUUUUCCUUGUAGUUUUCUUUGAUGAACUGUGAAAACUAGCAAUUUUAAAGGUAUAAUUUCUGUUGAAUUCUGAUUUAUCUUUUGGCAACAAGAGAAAAAAUUCUUAGCUUGAAACCGUUUUUUGUCAGCAACUGUUGAUUUUUGCGUAUAAAUAUAAAUAUAAAUUACUUUACAUAUUAUCCUACUAACCGGCUUCCCUCCUAAAAUAAGCGCACGCCCAUCAGCAGCAGCAUUCGUUUUUUUUUUUUUUUUACUUAACGAGAAUCUAUAAAUUAUUUUUAUAUAUGUGUUCGAAACGUCGCAUCUUGUUUAUGUUCACGAUUAUUAUUUUGUCUGAAAGCGAUAUAAUUUUAGAAUUUUUGUAUUAUGUUAAUAGGACGUUUGCCAACUUGUUCUUUGAUUGACUACAAGUUAAUGAUACCGUUUAAAACAUUUUUUUAUUUUCAUAAAUUUAAUAUUCUGUUACAUACUUGCAUUAUACUAUACUGCAGCAUAUCAUUUUUCCUCUCAUUCGAUGACGAUUUUUCUGUUGAAACAAUCAUUUGCAUACCGGUUGUUUUUCCGGGGUUUGUCUUGUAAUAAUAUUAUAUCCUGUUUUCAAAUCAACAUCUGUUUGCGGGAAAUUAAAUUCCGAUGGAGCGUAUUUUAAUUUUCACCGGUACGUACUCCUAAACGAACUGUUUCGAGUGAAAAUCAACGUCAGACAAUGAACGCGCGUGUUUAAAUUCUGUUCCGAACGUCUUUAUGUUGUCUCGAUAGUUAAUUCAUAAAUCCAUAAAGCAAAACAAAAAAAAAAAAAACGUACAUAAUUAAUUAUAGAUAAUUUUUUAUAUUGAUAGUUAAUCGGACGGGUCGAUAAAAUAUGUUCGCGUGAUAAAUAUAACUGUACAAGUUUAUUAUUAUUAUUAUUAUUAUUUUUUUUUUGUUAUUUACCAAUAAGUUUCAACAGUAGUAUAAUUUAAUCGUUUUAAUCAUUUUUAUUUUUUUUUUCUUGUUGCAUACGUAUAUUCUUUAACUAGAUGUACUGAAACGGACGUCUAAUUAAAUUUUUUAUCGAAGCGUUUUGCCAUAAUAUACCUUUAAUGUCGACGGGGUUUUGUUAAAAGGGCGUCUGUCAAAGUUCUUUUUUUUUCCAGGAAGCAAAAAAAAUUAUUUCGCAAAAAGACAGCAAAACAGUUUUUAAUGAUGUUUGUCAUGGAAAGCAAUAACAUUACUCGUAUGCACACGGCACCUCUUGUACACAAAGUGUGCAUGCGUUGAAUGUGGUUAAAACAAAUCGGGGUUGAUUUAAUUAUAUUUUCAAAGGGCGCCUGGAUAUAUUUUAUUCGACAUUACCAACUUAAUUUUUUGUAUUUAAAUAUGCUCUAUUACCAGUUACGUUCAUGAUUUUUUUGAUACCAAAAACGUAUUUUUCGAUUUUUAACGGUGCACGCCGUUUUAGGAAAACACCGUCGAUAUUGUACGUAGGUUGCAUACUUGUAGUUUACGGAAAGCAGUUUUUUUAUUUAGGUACACGCAUAUUACCGUGUUCAAUGAUGUGGUUUAUGUGCGGCAGCGUUUCCGCACUUUUCACAGGACGAUUUAACCAGUCGUUUGUCACGGAUUUUUGAACAAACCGAUUUAGAACCGUGUAUUAUAUUUCUUUGCUCGUAAACACAUAAAUACGCCGAGAAACUUAUUGAGAUUGUUACAACAUAAAAUUUAUGUUAAAAUACUUUUUCAUAUUGGUUAAAAGCGAUAUAUAUAUAUAUAAAUGUAUUUUUUAAAACAAUUGAAUUUCGUCGUCUUUCUCCCAAUGCCUGGUGUAAAUUGACGUUUUACUGGUGUAAGACGACGUAUGGAAUUGACUGUGUAUAGAUAGAUUCCUGGUAGAUUGCAGUCUACCAGGUCAAAUUAUUUUUUUAAACUGUGUAGCGUGUACAAAUGUACAUAAUGUAUAUUACAUUAUUACCGUAUUAUAUUACCUAUGUGUCAUCCUAUUCGCGACAGCUUGACCCGGUAGAUGAUAUUUGUACCGUUUUGAUAUAUACGUACCAGACACGAAAAGUGUACGCGGUAAAAUUAAUAGGCUUACAGCACGGGUAAUACUCGUUAAUUUUUUUUAUAAAUAUUAUAACCAAACGGUUUUUAGAAAACUUUUAUUUAAAAAUGUCUGAUGAUUUCACCAAUAACAGAAAUUCAUACGGAAAAUCGUACUUUUCUUAUCAGAACAAUUUUCAAUCGGUGGAUAGUUGUUUUUAACAAUACACCAUCAUUAUAUCGGUUUCUGGUGCAAUAUCGAAUUUUACGUAUAAUCUAUCCCGGGUCGUCGCCGAAUCGCUAUUUUAUUUACAAAACAACAAAAAAUAAUCGACUUAGUUUUCAUUUUAUUUUAUGUAUGCAUGUAUUAUUACCGCAUUACUGCAGUUUAGUAAAUAAACAGGGUGAUCAGAAUUUUAUGUUACAGCGAUUUUCUCCUAUAAGUAUACUAAAUAGAGAUAAACGUUUAGUAAAAAGGUUGUUCGAUUUAUAAACAUCUAAAAUAAUUUGUGUAUUUAUUUCCUGUCUUUUUUGUUGGGGUUUUGGGUGUAAACUUUUGAAAUUCAAAUGGGAAUCUAUGUUCAAAAUUUCAUAAAUCUAAUAUGCAGUAUUAGUUUGAAUAAAUGUCGGUGUUGAAAUUUGUAAUUUCCGUCAACUCGUUGACGAGAUAUUCCACUUUUUAAUUUAGGGUAGGGGACGAGCAGUGGAACUGUGGAACAUUAUGCACUUGCGUAUAACGGCGCGGUGUUUGAAUAGCGUUCCAUAGCUCUCCCCUAAACUCUAAAGUGGAAUAUCUCGUCAAUUUUUUUACGAAAUUUCGAAUAUAGGGUCCCGUUAGAAUUUAAAUAUUUUACUUGCAAAACCCAACCAAAAAAGACAGAAAAAAUACAAAAAAAAAUACAUAAAAAUUAUUUUAGAUGUUUAGAAAAACGUUUUUAUUAUACAUUUUUAUCUGUUUCGUAUAUUUAUUGGAGAAAAUUGCUGUAGCAUAAUAUUCUGAUCGCUCGUUUGAUAAAUCUAUACAUAUAAUACCGAUAAUCGAACGCAUUCGUAAUAUAUCUGCAUUUCGGUGGUAUUCAAUCUGAAAAACGCGUAGGUUUGUUUGGUUUUUUUUUUUCUCAACUACGGCGACAUAUAUAAUAUAUUAUGCUAUUUACCACGCGUUUGUAAAUCCAUAUGUAUCUACAUAUAACAUUUAAUAGUUGCGGCGUGCCUAUUAUAAUAAUUGCGCGAGCACGAAUUAGGAUAUAGCCUCCAAAAAAAAGUUAUGGCGACGCGUGCGUUUUCGUAUGCAAAAUACCGACCGAAAAUCUCGUGAAUUCCGCGGCCGCUAUAGCCUCAGGAUGGAAGUAUAUGGAAGUAUAUUAUAUUAUAACAUGUAAGUCACACCUGGUCGUCCUUCGAGCCACUGCUGUAGGAUGACCCGAAUGUCGGAUUACCAAUCUAUUUUCUCUCGUUGGCGGCUUAAACAAUAAUAAUAAUAAUAACAAUAAGUUUGUACCUAUAUAUGGGAAAUAAAUUGCAGGUUUCGACGGACGAGUGUAGGAAAAAUGUGUAGAGAUUUACCUCCCCCCCUCUAUGACUUUUUUCCCUCUCUUGAACAUUUAUUAUAUUACCCAUAGAUAUACUAAAAAAAAAAAAAAAAGUCUCGUUAUAAUAUACGAAUCGCUAAAUGCAGAAAUGCAUUUUUUGUUGGGCAAAAAUGUUCAAAUGUUUCAAAUGUUAACAUUUUUCAAGAAAGACAAAAACUUCUCAAGUACCUAGAGUUUUAUGAUAUUUUGUUUUUAUUUUUAUUUUUUUCAGAAAUAAUUUGUUUUUUUGUGUUUCUUGUAAAAUUUGAACCGGUUUUUGAAAUUUAUUUCCCUUCUGAAUAAUAUAUAUUAUAGCCUCUUUUGAAUACCCACACGAUAUUUAUUUUUUAUUUUACCAUACCGAUGAUGAUCUAAUAUACCUAUUGCACACGAAGGUCACUGCUUCCAUUUUUUUUUUUUUUUAAUGUGCAGCACAAUCGUGUACUUAUAUUAUUUUUAAAAUAAUUGCGUUGUGUUAGCAACCAACGUUACCGGGCCUACUAUUAUACAUUAUCUAAUUUGUAAACAACACGAUUACGUAUACUAUUUAUACAAUGUUAUUUUUAAUAGUCAACCAUAAAUUGUAUAGUAAUUUGUAUAGUGAAUUUUUUCGUUUUGUCCGUUCGCAGAUAUACAGACUACGCCAAACGAAAAAGUUAAUUAAUUAAUCGCAACAAUUUCGACCGACAACCGACAAGAUGGCCAUCACGAAAAUCACAAUGAUUAAAUUCCUGGAACUCGUAAGUACUUUUUUUUUUCAUUAUACAUAAUACACAUCCCGCCCACCGUCCCAAAGAUAAAAAAUAUUAUGUAAGGUCGCUUUUAAAUAAUUGAUUACGGGUACAGGUUCGUUGCUUUUUCUUCGGCGGUCGAACAUAGCGUGUAAAUAUUCCAUUAAUAUUGUCGUAUAUUACGGUUUUUUUUUUUUUGUUUUUUUUUUACCACAAAGGUAUAUUAUUCGCGGUAGUACCGGCGCAGUUGGCACGAUUACGAUAAUAAUACAUUAUAAUAUCAUACAAUGCGAUAUUAUUGUGAUCAGCGGUCGAAAACCGCCGCGCCAGUGUUAUUUGUUCGAAGAAAGUUUUUUUUUUAUUACUAUUAUUAUUAUUAUUAUUUUUUUUUUAUGAACCUGUCAACUUUCGAGUACCUACACUGCAGUAGUCGUUGUUCCACAUUAUCUAUAUAUGUCGAAAAUAAUUGAAACGCGUUCGCAUUGCUAAUAGCCUAACACAUGAUAUAUAUCCUUUAUCGUGAUUUCUUUUAUAAUAUUAUGGCGUUCGUAAACCGUAAACACCGCAUACAUACCCAAAAAAACGUUUAACGGCGCACAAAUCCAUUGACCCUGUCGUACGUACUUUCUAAACGAAAACAAAAAAAAAAAAACCUCCGAAUUCCCGAACCUCGUGUCGCGUCCUUCUAGAAGAUUCUUUUUUUUUUCUACAUUAUGACGUAGGUAUACUGAUAUUGCAUAAUACACACGCAGAGGAUAUUUCGUUAUUUUGUUAAAAUAAUGAAAAAACGGUUAAUAAAAAAAAAAAAAAAAAAAAAACCAGCGAAAAAGCCAUAGUUUUAUCUCGGUAAAUUCUCUUUUCGGUUGUAGUAAAAAUGUACCAAAUUAUUCACCUCGAAUUAUUUUUCUAGAUUACCAACAGUUUUUCUUAAAACUAAAAAGAAUUAUAUUACAAGCAUUAUAUAACUUAAAACAGAUUGCCUAGCUACCAAUUAGUAUUGGUUUACUGUAAUGCGUUUUUUUGUUGUGUCGUCUGCAGUAAACAACUUUUCUACCAUAAAUCUUGGUUAAAUCAAAACCUUUACUGCAACUCUUGUAGCAUUUUUUUUUUUUAUCUAGUUGGUGAAUUGAGGAGUUUAUUUUUUGAUUUUUCUCGUAGUUUUCUUAUUAAAUGGGAAAAACUGGACAUUUUUUGCGUAAUUUUUGUUGAUUUCUUGGUUACCGUGACAACAAGGGAAAUAUACUACAAAUAUAAUAUUCUUCACAGAAUCGUUUUUCGUUAGUAACGGUUUAUCGUACAGAUAUAAAUUAAAUUACUCUAUGCGGUCUCCCUUCCAACGUCUCUCAUAAAACAAUGGCACACCCAUCAGCAGUCUCUUUCAAUUUCAAUCGACGCUUUCAGUAUAAAUCACUCGCCAGAGCCGUAACAAGGCUUUUGAUUUUCGCGUUAUUUUCUGGGAUGAGUUCUUUGCCAGAGUUAGUAUUACCCGGGCUACAGCUUAGAAAUUACCCUGUUCUUACACAAUCCUCCACCUUCCAAACUUCUCCGGGGCCUACCCAUGGUGCUGAGUGCGCGUGUCCGGUUCUUAUUCUAAGUAUUUGAACAGCGUUAUACGGCGGCCGUUGCGGCAAACCAUCACCGAUAUUUUCAAACAACGCAGUAGGUCUGUUCGUUUUCAAAAGUUAGUGUUUGUAUUAGUGUUGCGAAAUUCGGCGUAUACAUAAUUCGGCAACGCGAUGUACCCACCAGAUCUGUAAUACUUUUUCUAAACGCGCUUUUGGCCGUGGUACGCCGGCCGUGGAAAAGCGCACGAUUUCGUUUUGAAAACGAACAAAACUGUAUUUGCAUACUUAUCGCUAAAUUAGCCGAGCACUUUGGCUAUUGGCCCGUUGUCAGCAUUAACGGUUUACUGUUCGGGCGACGGUUUUAAAUAAUACUGCGCGCUCAAUUACGCGCGUCGAUAUUGCCGCGGAGAAACGUUUUUUUUUUUCUUUUUUCUUUUUUCCAACUACUGGAUACCGACACAAUUCAUAUAACGAGCGUGUAAUACGCCCGCGGUAUUUUGAAAAGCGAUGGGAACCGUGAUGGAUUCGACGUAUAUUAUUUGUCCACCCAGCAGCCGUAGCAACAGUAUUCGCGGUACUCGCGCGCGUUCCGGAAUAUUUACGCGGAUACGCUACUCGACUGAUUGGUGAUUCGGGGCCGCCCGCCUGCGGUGUACCUGCCGGCCGUGAUGUGCGACGUAUUUAUCACGCUAACAACGAUUGCGCGCUCCCGUCGAUAUCCGUUUUCUCCGCGCCCUGUCCGGUCGUACAGGCGCGCGAUCGUUGUGUUUCGCACCGGGGCACACUCGCGCACGAUUGUCUUAAUUCCAUAUAAUUGGGGGGGGGAGGAGGAGGAGGAGGAGGAAGGGGGGCGCCUGUAGUUCAAACGAUAUUUGCCGCGAAGAGUUAUAGCGAUUGUGUCGUAGUAUUAUUCGAAUGUCUCGGUAUUGGAUUGAUUGCGGGGGCGUAUGUGCAGUAGUCCGGCGGUUUUUUUUUUCGGUCGGAUUUCCUCCGAAAACUGCGUCUGCCGGGGCACUGUAUCGUGUCCGUUAUAAAUUAACUACAACGCACGUUUUUCCCGUUACUUUUCGGAUACUUUUAGUGACUCUCUACGGACCACAGAUGAGCUCGGACUCUGGAGUUGUUUUUAUGGGUGAUAAAAGUUGCGUUGAACAUCAAUAUGAUAGAUUUCACCGUGUUGUUGCGGGAGGAGGGUGGUUUUCGGCUUCGAACAUCCCUACAGACCGCCCGAAUGAAAACCGAGGGAAGACAUUCUGUUGUACUCGCGUCCUAAUAAAUAGUAUCUUGUGGGUUUUGACUUUCGAUUCCUCUUCCCCACUCAAAUUUCACAAUUUAUUCGUAAUAGUAAUAUAUAUUUUUAUUAGGAUUAAUCUAAAAAUAAUUUUCCUAUAUAAUUUAAAAAAUCGGCGGGAAGGUGGGUAAAAUUCGAUUCUAGUGGCGGUGCUCUGCUGUUCUAGGGUAUAUAUAUAUUUGUUUUCAACAAUACUUUUAUUACAUUUUGGAAAAAGAAAAAAAUUGACAAUUUUCACAUACCUAUUAUCACACCGAAAUUACCGUUUUAAAACUCCGCGAUGUUAAUACGUGUGUUAUUAUUUCUUAGAUACGAAAUAUUUCUCUCUCUCGUAUACGAUGACCGGUAUACGCGGUCGCAAUUAUAUUUUCAGUAAGUCGUCUUGCCGGAAUUGUUACUCAAACAUUUAUAGUCGUCUGUUAAGUGUUUAUUACAUUUGUGCAGAGGAAAACGUCCUUACUCGAACAGUUUAAUAAUCGUCUUAAACGACGACGGUACGUCCCUUUUAACGGAUAUUUUAUUAUACAUUUUAUAGUUUACGAUUAUAAACAAUUGCACUCGAAUAUUGUGUCGGUCAGCUAUAAUUGGGGGGGGGGGUUAGUCUAAAGUGGAGUUUAUCGAUAAUUAUAUAGUCUGUGUAUACACGGUAUAUUAGUAUUAUUUAAAUUAUAGGCACUUGCACUGUACGUGGAAGGUAUGCAUUAUGUUAUAAUAGUGUAGAGACAUUUUUACACGCGUAUGCUAUGCGAAUAACCCUCGAAGAAAUGAUUUCGAAAUUCGACACUUUCGCUAUGAUAUAUUUUACAUUCCGAUUUUUUUUUUUUGUAAUUUUAUUUAAUAACUACAAUGUGUUUGGUGCGAAAAUAACGUCGUGUGGUUUUAGUGAAAAUACAAAUUGAGUAUCGUUUUUUUUCUCUCUCUUCCGCAAGCAUUAACAUUUUUCGAUGGAUAUCAACGCCGAAACGGGUUGUUUGAAAUAUUAGAUUCUGAGAGUCUCUACUGUAUUUAUUUUUUUUAAAUCGUCAUCAUUUUUUUUUUCUGGAAGAACGUACGUGUUCGAUACAGACGCGUGCGGUAAACAUUAUUUAUAGACAGAUAUAAUUGAACGCAUCUGCUUAGGUUAUACAUUUUACUUUAGAGAAUAAUACGUAAUCCGAUGUGGUGAGACACUGAAACGAUUGCUCAAAUAACAAUUCAUGAACCGUCUGCUUUUUUUAAAACAAUCGCCUUGUGACAAGUGUGACUAAUAAUAUAAUAGUAUAGUGGACUAGUAUGAGAUUGUAUUAUUUUAUAGUCUGUGGCGUAAACUGGCCUGUGCAAAUUAUGUAGACAUGUGGUGGUACAAACCUUUCUUUUUGCACCACUGGAAGAGGUUAGGUGCACUUUAAUUUUGUUAUGAUAUAAUUUUAUGAUGGAACAGCUAUCACAUGUGACAGUGUGAGUGCGUGACACAUACCAACAAAGAAGAGUAGUCGUCAAGUUAAAUUGCGUGAAUUAAAUCCAAUGGCAUUCUUUGUCCACCGUUGUGCUCGCAUAUUGAAUAUAAUAACGUUUUUACUGUUCAAAUAAUUCAAUACUUAUUUUUUAAAGUUAAUUAUUGUAUGUAAACAGUUCUGAACAAUCCGAAAUACCUCCAACAUCUUUGUUUCCCUUUAAGUUUUAUCUAGAUGUCGACAAUAAACUAAUAAAUUGUCGUAAAAUGUGAUAGAAAUGUGUUAAUAAAACUAUACUUCUAGAUUCUAAGCGGAAUGGUGAUGUCAAUUUUUUUUCUGUGAACAACUUUUCUACCAGAAAUUUCGUUCCGAUUUUCAAUUAUAGUACAUUUUCCAAAAGAUAAUAUUUGUAGGUUGAUUUUCCCAUGAGUUUUGUGCAACCAAACUACGCUCAAAAUCGUUUUCCGUUAGCAAUUUAUUUGUUGCGUGCAGAUAUACAUUAACUAUCCCGUCUACCUUCUCAACUUCUCACCAACAACAAUGGCCUACCCAUCGUGCGAAGUAUGUCGGUUUGUUUUUUGUUUUUUUUAAUUGCUUGUCCUUCGAAUGGCCAAUUGUUUUUUGAGGACCCUGACACCGCGGAACCAUCAACGUUUCACUUCACCAACUAACCCACUAGUGGCACGGCGUGAAUGAGCAGCAGCUGCUUCACGACCAUAUUAGGUGGACGGGUGUAUGUGUGGUAAGUCUUAGUUACACCCCACGAUUUUUCUGGGCUUGGAUUGUUGUAUGAGGUUUUUCGCAAUUUUACUAAAAAUUACUUGAUAGGAAAAAUAAACUUUAGGCCACUGCUACAGUAGGUACCUACCUACAUUAUGAUAUUUUAGUCGGGUAUACAUUAGCUGGUAUAAUAUUACACACAGUGCUCGUAGUUAUUACGAAACGCGCGUGGUAUCGUGAAUCAUAGAAUGUGACGAACGUGGAAUAGUAAUCAUUUUUUAAUUUUGAACAACGGGUGCGACGACGACGUCGCGUCGGCGACUUUGGUCGAAACGUUUAAAUAUGUUUAAUGUAUUCUUUAUCGCGCGUGUACAAUAAAAAAUAAAAACUUAAGACCCACGCGUGCUGCAGCUAUAACGCAUAAUAAUAAUAUGUUUAUUAUUAGAAAAAUGAGUGUGACCCAUAUAUGUUAUUAUGUUCGUUCACAAAAUUAUCAUAAAUAAAGAAUUUUAUCACCGAUAUAAUAUACGAUAAUACAAUAUUAUUUUAGAUUAUUAGGUUUAUUAUUUAAACCAUUAUUUACAUGGUUAAAAUACGAUUAUCACCGAUGUUAGAACUGGAGUCGACAUUCCGGGAUAAUAGCAAGACGAAAAUAUGUGUAUGCUGUUUGUUUUUCGAAAGUGAAAAAACGCGUCACUCAUUAUUACCCGUAAUUCUAUGUACUUAACACUUUACGUACGGAGUUCAGUUAUAUAUACUUAAAACGCCGCAAUGUUUACGAUUUUCGUCAAAAAUAGAAAGAAAAAAAAAUUACAUUAAAUUCAACUUAUUCUUGUUGACCAUAAAGUACAACUUAUAAUGAAUAUCCUGUUAAAUUUUCAAGCAUUUCUGUUUGGUGUUUAACAAUUUUAUCCACAGAGGCACCUAUCGAAUAAACAUUACGUAAAAAACUUGCAAAAUUAAAAUGCCUAUAAAUAGCUUAAAAAUGGCUCAAAUGUUUUGAACAUUUUACCACGUCCAUAAAAGGCAAAUAUAUGGAUUUUGUCGUAAUGUCAAGUCUAUACGAACAUUUUUCACUGAAUUGCAACAAAAAAAAAACAAAAUCGAAAAUAAUAUAAAAAAUAUUUUCGUAAACUGUCCUAUCUUUUCUACGAUUUUUCCGGUUUUUCACAAUGACUAUUGAAAUUAAUUUGAAGUACGUUUGUUGAAUUGUAUUUUACAUUUGAAUAUGUGAUGGUUGAAAAAUAAAGUUAAGUAUGAAAGUUACUGAUUUUGUGCAAUGUGAGCAGAUUUCAAGAUAAUUUUAAUUUUUAGUAUAUAGGUUUUGCGUCUCAAAAAAUAAAAGUAACUUAAAAAACCCACGAUUUCCAUCUUUAACAUUUCUUUCAAAUUUUCAACAGCUUAUUAGUUUUUUUUUUUUUUGAAAAACAUUCGGUUAGUACAAAACAUAAUGCUGCGAAUUAUUCACAUCGUACCUACCUUAAACGAUGUGUCUUUUUCACCCGGUUAAUACUUUAUACUUUGUCUCUAAAAAUAUCAAAAAAUCAUGGCAACACAUGUUAAUAUUAUAUCGGCUUUAUUUUUGUUGAUUUCUGGGUAACCUUGGCUAUACAUGGUAUAGAUUCAAUAAAGGGGGAAAAAUCAUACAUUGUAUCUUUUGCUUUUCAAGUAAUAAAUUAUGGCACAUACUUUAAUUGAUGUAAUUAGAUACUUCAAAAGUGAAACCUUUGCAUUUAUAAGACCCUGUGCCAGUGUGUUUUUUGGUUUAAAAACAUGCCUCAUGGAAAAAUGUUUAUUCCUUUUAGUGAUCAUCCGAUAUUAUUUUUAGAACAAUUAAAACUUCCUACAGACCACAUUGUACUUCGCUUUUCAGUAUUUCCAUCUAAAACUUUAUAACGCGUCGUUAAAAAAAGAUCAAGAUUUUGUUAUUUUCGAUACAAUUAUUUGAAAUCAAGUUAUUUCGUUAAGGCCUUCGUGGAUAGUUUUUGGGACGUUUAAAUACGGUGCCUACAUAUUACUACAGUUUACCGAACUUCGCGCAGAAUCAAUUUUUUGAUUGCGAUGGUUUGCCGUUUAAAUCGUAUAAAAUUAAACUAAAUCGCUCUACGCGCAUUCCCAAUAUUUCCCAACAAAACUGUGGGCUUUACUCACUCUUACACACUCACUAACACUGUAUUUCCCGUACGAGGAGCGUAACGGCGGCGGUGUACAAAACACCUGCCUGGCUUUUUCGCUUUCGUUCGCUAAUCGAAAACCGAUGUUCGUUUACACAUUAAAUGUACGCUAUACAACAUAACAUUACGCAACGCCGCAUACAAUGGGAAUUACUCAACGCCUCCUAUAUACACACACACAUAUAUAUAUAUAUAUACACACAUACAUAUAGGUCCGUUUCACAUAAAACUUCGUCUUUAUAACACAAAUAAUAACCUCAACGCGGUGUACGAAAACAUUUAAAUAAUAGUACUGCGUACAGUAUAAAUUACAGGGUGUCUAUAAUUUACUCGUAUAGUUUUUGUAGUUGCCGAUGUCCUACGCAGAUAACGAAAUUCGAGCGAGGUGGGUUUUAUUAUUCCCGGUCUCUCAUAGACCUGCAGCUAUAUUAUUUUCAAACGCGUAGCGCGUACUCGUCUGUUUUACCACGAUACUUGCACGUAACCGUAUGCAGGACCCAUACUUAUAUAUUUUUACAUGCGCCUAUCUAUUACAAUAUCGUGUAGGCAAUAAUGGUUUUUUUUUUUUUUUUUAUUACGACUUUUAGACCGGUGGUUCUCAAACUUGUUCGUCCCGUAGAUCACGUGCCGAUUUUUUCUGGUUUUCGUAGAUUCCAAAUUUUGAUUUUUCACAAACCCAUCAAUUUCGAACGUGUUUUCUUUAAUCGCCGACCAAGGAAAAAAUUAAACAAAUUUUAAAAUAAAACCAUACCAUUCUAAGUCUGUCUGUGUUCGUAUACCUUUAUUAAUUACAUUUGAAUUAUUUAUUUAAUAAGUCUAUGUAGAUAUUAUAUGAAUCGAUAAAUACAGAAAGGGGUACAAUAUACAAAUUUCAAACAUUUUCAACAAAGACAAAAAUACUCAAAUGUCUUUGAAAAUAAUUGAACAAUAAAUCCCACGUUAAUAAUUAAUGUUAUGGUCAUGUCAUGGACACGUCAUAGACAAGACGUUAGACAUCGUAGAUAUUCGAACAGACAUAUCGAAUUUUGAACAUUUUGAACACGUGUCCUUUCUGCAAAUGGCGAUUUGUGUAGUUUUUUUUAUUUAACUCUUUCUCCUAUUCACACAUCUCACACAUCCUCUCCUCCCGCAAUUUUAUAUUUCGCUAACAUGGUCCCCUCGCGGGUCAGAGUCGCCCUCUGGGGGUCACAUACACACACGACUUCGGGAACCUCCGCUUCGGACGCUGUUCACCCGCGACGUUUGAAUAUUGCAGAGCACCUGUAAGGAUAGGUUUUGUAUAAUGUAGGCUGUGUGCGAUGCGACCGGAGUACUUAUUAUAUUUCGAAACAUGGCCAUAAAUUAAAUGCAAAAUAGGUUUACGCGAAUAGAUUUCCAAGUACGCGUUGGAAACGGCCAUGAAUAUUAUUAUAGUUUCGGCACCGUGUACGCAUUGUUUUUAUAUUACGCUGUGCCUACCGCUGAAAGUAUAGUUCAAUAAUACAUAUGUACCUCAUACACUUAAAUACCCGCUGUGUAUAAUUAUUUUUAUUGCUGUCGUAAGUGUUUUAUUUUUUUUUAUUUUGUAUCCACGAUGUGAAAGCUGCGUGGUACGGAUUGAAUAAUGCGAUAUUGCAGUGGACGGGACAGAUCCUUGACACUAUUUUUAGUUUUUUUUUUUAUUUUCUCAUAUUUUCUCCUUAUAUUCCAUACUCGCGAUUUUGUCGUAUUAUUUUCUCGUCGGGUCGACACGAUUUGCUGUAGGUUUAUUACGCUCCUGCCGCUAUGUAUGGCGAAUAGGAACGCGCGUUUAUAGUUAUCACCGCGGUGGUGUGUUGUGACAUUAUUACGUUUCUCGUUCGGCGGACCUUCACAUCAUAAUAUUAUUACUAUACUUUCAACGUCGCUUCUAUAUAUAAUACGAGUAUGUGACUCCGGAAUCGACCGAUUUCCCGUGAAAAAAAAUAAACUAGACAAAAAUUCCGGCGCGCGCGGACGCCGAUUAGGUGUUCUAUGAUGAUUUGCGAAAGUUGAGCAUUUAAUUUCAAAACCUUACCUGACCUAUUUUUUGCUUUUAUAUCAUUUCUUUGUAGACAAAGCUAGCUACGAUGAUAUUAUAUAACCGGCGCGUUAAAAUUCGAGAUUCUAUAUAAUAAUAACAGUGGAAUCCGUACGCAGUUUAUUUGAAACAAUAUUUUACUCUAAAUAGAAUUAGAAUAAUGAUUUUGUGGCGAAUCGAUUUAAAAUGAAUUUCGAUUGAAAAAAUUAUCCAUAAAUUUGAGGGGGGAGCUCUCGAGCCCUUAAGCUCUCCAACUUCCGAGUCUCGGUCAAAUCAAAAAUCUCGUUUUACAUUGUGACUGUGAUAUACCUGAUGAUGGAUUUUUAAUUCGAAAACGGUCGUAUAAUACACUUAUCAUAAUACUCCAACCGACGCAUUCAUUCGUUUAUUUAUUUUUUAUUUUUAUAUACUAAUUUUAUAUAUAUUUAUUUAUUUAUUUACUUUAUUUAAAUAAAAAAUGUUCAUGAUGAAAAAAAUAGUCAUUAAUAAAAUGGCUGGAUAAGAAUAUGGCCAAAUACAAAAACGGGCCUGGAAAAGAUAUCUUAUGUUUUCGCCAUUUUUGUUUUUGGGUAUAUUUUCCUUUGGUCACACUUUCCUUUAUUUUAGUAUAUGGCCAAUUUUUCUAUGGCUCUUUUUGAUUUUUCCAUUAUCAUCGGCUAUACCAAAUUAUAGUACUUACUUAUAAUAAAUAUCUAGUAACUACCUAAUUUACUACUACCUAUUUUUAGUAUACUUAAGGUACUUAAAAUAUUUUCAGGCAUAACGGACUAUUGCGAUUGUAAUUUUCUUUCCAGUUUAAUUUUCCUCGAUAAUUGUAUGCGAAAAAUAGCAUUUUGUAUCCUAUAAGCCAUUUUAAUAUUUGAAUAAACCACAUUAAAUAAAUCAAAAUUAGUAAUCGUUCUCGCGAACUGCAGUUAAAACACAACUUGAAAUUUACAUUCUAACAAAACUAUACCUAUCUACCUACCGUUCGUUUGCAUAUUAUCCUAUUGUUGAAUGUAAAUACGUGCCCAACGGUGUUAUUGUUUGUUGCAGGUUUUUAUCAGAUUAAUAAUUAUUGAAACAAAAAUGUUCUGUUACCUUUAAAUUAUAAUUUACGAUAUUUGAACACCAGCUGCGAAUUGUAAACUGUGUAAAUUUAUCACGGUAUAUUGUGUUAUACAAAAUAUUAUCUCGUUUUCAUUUCAUUAAAUUGUAGCAAACUCAGUGACGAUUCUAACGUCAAGUUUAGUAGGCCAAAGCCCCUAGGGCGUCAGAUAUGUUUUAAAUGAUUUUUUUUUUAAAUCUGUCGCUAGUAAACAUAGUAUUGAAUGAUGUAUAACUAUUUAAAAAAAAUGAGGUAGAAGGGUGACCACGUGACUGUUCUGGAAAUCUAUUAGUCUAUGUAGAGGUGGCAAAAACUUAAAUAAAUCAUUGAGUAGUUGCUUGUUGAAAAUGUUUUUGAGGUGCCAUCACGGUUCCGUAUAAAUUAAGGCGGGUAAGUUGGGUAAAACAAAACACGCAGGAUAAUAUUUAAUAACAGUGUACAUUUAAUUAUCACUAUGUAAUAAUAAUUGAAUAAUCAAAUGAGUUUAAUGAAAAAGGAACUUUUAAAACGUUAUAACACAUACGUGACACGUAUAUUAUAUCCAGAUUUCGGAAGUUCUUGGACCUUUUUGUAGGUAUUUUCGAAUAAAAUGAGUAGGGUGGAUGGUAAAUAUAAAAGGUUAAGUUAGGUAACUCGGGGCGUCUCGGGUAAAAUAAUUCAAAACCCCGUUUCCGCCGAGUACAUUAUUAUAGGGAGAGUUUUGGAAUAAAAACUCCAAAUAUUUAGGAAAACAAAACAAUUUUAAAGAUUUGUUAACGUGUUUUUUUUUUACAGGCUCUAACCAUCAUCAUAUUCGUGUUGCAUUACAACAGUUUCCCAGGCGGUAAUGUCUCGACAGUGAUGAUCACAACCGGGACGUACGUCGGUUACGUGAUUAUUUUGGCGGGCAUUUUCAUCGGACUCUUCACAGGCACACCGAUCAGCUCUAAAUUGGUAAUAAAUCCUAAAAGUGUAUUAGGUAUCGAAUUAGUGCGUGUUUCACAUUGUACAAAACAAAAACAAAAAAAAAAUACUCUUGUUUGUAAUAACUAUCUUAUAAUAUUAUUUUAUGGGCAGCGAAAAAAAUGACAUGUUCUGCCUUGACAGAACUGUUACAAUAAAUACCGUAUAAGUACGGUAGGAAAAUGGUUUGAAUUUUCAAAAAAAAUUGAAAUUAAAUUUUUAAAUUUGAAUUAUCUUUAUCGUUAUUAAAUGACCAAAUACUUUUAAGUAUAUUUUCGAAAAUAAUUAAUUUAAUUAAUAAAUAAUUAUUUUUUUUAAUUUCCAGUAAAAUAGUUAAAUUUCUAUUUCCAAACAUAUCCCAGUAAAGAACCUAAAGAAUCAUAAUUCGUUUUCAACAUUGAAAUCCGUCAAAUACAAUCCCUACAGUUUUUUCUUGGCUUUUGGAUGUGAAUCGACUAAAAUAUACACCGUCACCACUCCCGUUAACGAAUGACUUUUAAUUAUUUCAGGACAUGUUCUACGUGUUGAUCGGCGCAGCUCUGUACAUUUCUUCGGGAGUGAUGUCUUACACCUAUUACGAUGGGUUCACUCUGAAGUCGUCAUACGUCACCACCGGCAUGACAAAGGCGUGGCUGUCCAUCCUUAACGGUGUCGUGUUCGUGGUCGACGCCGCGUUCACAUACCGUGGAGAAUGAUCUGCGCAUAAUUUUAAUUUUUGUUUAAAUAUUAUUAUUACGCCCAGAGAAAUUUAUCACGAUCCUCAUGAAUACAAAAAAAAAAAAAAAAAAAAAAAAAAAAAACCAAGUAUAAAAGUUCAGAAAUAAAUAUAAAAAUACUUUUACAAAAACACUGUGUACUAUACACGUUCGUCUCGCAGUAUUGUCUUUUUUUUCUAUAAUAUUUAAUGAUGAUAAGAGUAAAAACAAAAAAAAAUCACAGCGUUCUGCAAACAAAUACAAUAUUUGCCAUGUAAAUUAAAUUCUUCCGCGAUAAAAAUACUGCUGCGGUAAUAAAUAAAACAAAUCUUUUUUUUUGUACCUUAACCAUUUCGAAAUCGGUCCAUUAUUAUUAUCAUAUACCACGUAUAAAAAACGUACUUUUAUUAUUAUUAUUAUAAAUGAUUGUACGUCUGUAAAAAAUAAUAUACGAUUUAUCAAUAUUAUCACGCGACAGGAAUGUUUAAUCCGUUUAUACACCUAGGUAUAUUAUAUUUAUUUCCAUUUAAUUUAAUUUUUUUUUAUUAAUUAUAAGAUAAGAUAAGAUAAGAUACUUAUAUAUUAUGAAUAAACUAUUAGGCGUGUUUAACUCUGUCUACCUAUCUACCUAAUAUUACAAAUAUAAUUUAUGUUUUUCAAAUUUCAAUUUUAAGAAAUAUACUUAUCUCCGGAUAGUAUAUAUGUAUACAUAUAUAUUUUUUUUUUUUUUGAAAUCCAUUGGAACGCAGUACAUUAAUUAAUAAUAUUGAUUCGAUUUAAAUUUAUACCAAAAAUAAUAAUAGAUUAUAAUGUUAUUAAAUGCACAUAAUGCGAAAUAGAUUUUAUAAUGUUUAUUUAACCGUUUUCUAAUGAUAUAGUUUAUUUUUAAUGUAUAUUAUAAAUACUUAUCGUUCUGUCCACUGUAAAACGUUUUACAUAUUAUAUAGUAUUUUAAUAUAUUUUUUAUCAGUUCAGUUUAUAUUUAUUACAUAUAUUUUUGUUAAUAUUUGUUCAGUCUAUAGAUUGGAUGAAUGAUGAUGAUUGAGUGAAUAUUCCUCCACUCUUCUCUAUUCGCAGCGACUUCUAUUGUAGGGCCCUUUUCCUGUAUCAAUAUCCAACAUAAUAAUUUGUAUCAUUAAUGAAACAAAUUGUUUUGAUUUUACUCUCACCAGUUUCUCAUCGAUUCGCCUCUUUUCUAUCAACGGUUGUCGUCUAUAUUACAUACGUAUAUACUAUCGUUCAUCAUAAUAUGGUACACCACAUUUAUCUGAAUGAUUUUCAAUAAGCUUCGCUAGCAUCAAAUACUGAAAGCCUUUAUUUUUUGUCCGCUUUUAGUAUUGCAUGUCCAUGACUACUUCUAUACAAUGCAAUGCUUCAAACCGUUGUUUUUAUCAAUGUUUUUUUAAUAUUAAUGUCAAUUAUUAUUGUGUUGAACAGUAUUUGUUAUAUGAUGCUAUUUGAAUCCUUGCCCAUGCUAAAAUUUACUUUUAAAUAUUAUUAUGCAUACCAACGCAACUUUUAUAAAGUGUUUUGGAGUUUUUGAAAAAAAAAAUAUAUAUAUAUUAACUUGUGUAGUACAUAUGUGAAUAACAAGGAUGGAAUACAAUCCUCAAUAAGGAAAGUUGAUCAUUCAUCAAUUUUAUUUUUGAUAUUUACUAUAUUCGAUAUUAUUAUAAUUUGUAUGUUUGACAAGAUCAUAACUUAAUAUUUUAUUAGCAUUAAUCAAAAAUUCAUUUAUUUCAUUUUAUUUUUUUUUGUAAAUAAUAUUGACACUAUUGAGCAAAUACUACUAAUAACUAUUUAAUUCUUUGUGAACAAAUUACUAUAAUUUAAUAGUAAUAUUUCUCUUUUUUGCUGAUUAAGUUAGUUAAUAAACAACAGUUACUCAAAAAAAAAAUAUCUCUCACUGGAUAGUUAAAUAGGUACCUAGGUAUAUUUUUUUUAAGAUAUAGAUAUAUAAGUUCAUAUAAAUUACAAAUUUUUAAAACAUAAUAUAGAUAAGUAUAUUUUAAUAAUUAAACAUGAUCAAAAAACAGUAAUCAUAAAAAAAAAAAAAUAAAAAAAAUAUCAGGAAAUUGGACUUGUUUUAUACUGGUUGGAAGUUAAAAUAAAUUAUUUCGAAAUUUUUUUAAUUAUAUGAUGUUUGUACAACUAUAAGAGAUGGUUAAUAAUGUAUAAUGCUAACCAAAAACCAGAUAUGCAUGAAAACAAAAAUAAAAAUUUUUUUGGCAAUUUUAUAUUGGUUUUUAAUAUAUUAAUUUAGGUUUGUCAGACAUGUAUUUAUAAACGAUGAUAGUUAAAAGAAAAUUUUUAAUGUUUAUUUUUAAUUUUACUUUAUUUUUGAGAGCUCUGUGUACCACUAAAUAUUUAAAGUGGAAUAUUUCUGAACCUUUUAUUUAAUAAAUUCUAACGAUAUCGAACAUGGUCCCAUAAAUAUUGUGAGAUGGUUUUUUUUUUUUUAUAUUAUUGUUUCAUGUAACGCUAGCAUAUCGGUUUAAGAACUUUUGAUUUUUUUUUUUAGAAAAAUUUUAAUAAUUACCUAACAAUAUAUAAUAAUUUCGAUGUAGGGUUUGUAAAAGUGGUUUUCUUAAGUUGUGUUAUGUGUUUAUUGUAGUAAUACAAACAAAUUAAGAAAAGUAAAGGUUACAGAAAUAUAAUUUAAUAAUGGGUUGGUAGCUAUAUAGUAACUCAAAACAGGAAUAGGUCUAUAUUAGCUAUAAAAUCAUCUCAUUAUUUGUGGUAACAAAUAAUAAAUAAUUGUUUUAAUAUAUCAUAAGUUCAACUUACUGAUUAUAUUACCACCUUCCUUCUGAUAUUUGGUGUGAUUCGGAUUCAUAAAUCCGAGAAUGGUAACGAAAUCAAUAAAUUAAAACUAUAACGGCGUUGGAACAUUAGGGUCAGAUAUAUCCUUGUAUAGAAGAUAGAACUUAGGGUCAGAUUUAAUUUAUAUUUGUUUAAGAGUAUAUAUGCAUAAUCUUUUUAUUUUAUUAUUUA